GACAGCUUGCCUCUCACCUGUCUGGAGGUCAGCACAAGUUGGCGGCUCAGUGGUUGUCGUGCGUGAGUUUUUCAGUCGAAACUGAGCCCAGAAUCCUUUAUUCUGCUUUUAUCUUUCGUUUUAGACGUUUACGGUUCCCCGCGGAAGGUUCGUGUUUGUCGUAGCCGAGAUAUUUCCGGGUUUGGACGGGUUUUUAUUUGUUUAUUAUUGUAUUUAUUCACCACCGACGCCUCCUUUCCUAUUUGGGCAACAUGCACAUCGUGGACGUUGAGUUGCAAGAAUUAAAAACGAAUGGGAGCGACGCUCUGGAAAGUUUGGUGACCACAGGUAACGGUGACAAUCACCCCAAAGGAUGCGAGGAAACGUCGGGGCUCCUGAGUGCUCAGAGGAACGGUUGCAACGGCGAGACGAUGCCUUCAGCAACCGAGGCGAUCUCGAGCUCUAAGGAGAGCGCGGUGCACAGGGUGAAGCGGGAGCUGGGCAAGGUCGUGUGCGGCGGCAAAGUGCGUCUGUGGAUGGUCCUUCUCUUGCUCCCCGUCGUCCUCGUGGCCGUCAUUCUCAUCUCUCUGUCCCUGUGCUCAGUCGUGUACCGGGACCCCGACGACAAGUUCAACCGCUCAACGUUCCGAGUUCCUCGCCUCUUCAACGGCAGCUUCGUUCUGCCGGGCCUCAACUUCACCGAGGACCUUCUCAGCCUUUCGUCCAAUCGGAGGCGAGACCUCACCGGCGACCUGCAAGGCAAGCUGUCAAACGUGUACACAUCCUCUCCGGCGCUCGGACGCUACUUCUCCAAAGCGGAAAUUCACACUCUCCGGAACGGCUCGGUGAUCGCCGAGUACCAGCUGACGUUCUUCAUGCCCGAGGAGCACCAGGAGCAGCUGAAGAACUUCACGCUGAGCCGGAAGAUGGUUUACAACGUGCUCCGGCAGUUCCUCUACGCGCAGGACCGCGCCGCUUCCUCGGCUUUGUACAUCGACCCCGUUUCCCUCGAGUUGUCAUGAGGUGCGUUGACGCCGUGGUUUGUGCGUCGCAGAAGCACACGUAGUCACGCAAAAUCGUCUUCCGAGGCCAAAUUUUUGAGGGGGAUGUCAUAAUAUUAGGGACGCCUGCACAACGUCACAUGAUGAGGCGCUCCCCAGAGUGGUUGCCACAAUCACGGGACAAAUCCAAACCAACAAGUAUGACACUCACAUGGGCCUUUUCCAGUCUUCCAGUCACCUCACAUGUAAGUUUGUGGGAUUCAAACCUCGAUCUCCUGACUGCGAGGCUGGCCCGCUCACCACUUUAUGUCGUGCUGCUAAUUCGAAUUACAAAAUAUGCUGAACAGAUUAUUGAAUGUGAAUUAAUAGAUGGAUUGAGGCUUGUACAUACUAGACACUUAAUUAUUUAAUCAGAAAAUGCAAAAAGAUACACGUGCAAAAAUUGUGUGCAAAUCUGAGACCGGGGGUCACAAAUGUAAGAUCAUUGUCAAACAAAAGAGUAUUAUUCUUUGCAAUGGCAAGUUGUGUGUAUGUUUUACAUAUUUUUAUGAUAUUCAGUGUUGAAUAUUUGCAAGAUGACGGCAUUGAGGAAACUGAUUAUGAUCCCUCUUUUUGUUGUAAAAUGGAGGAUUGUUGUUUACAUUGU
Messenger RNA from Syngnathus acus (greater pipefish), 1626 nucleotides. Its product is annotated as TPA-induced transmembrane protein. The transcript is spliced from 7 exons. The record is from RefSeq and is a predicted model, not a curated record. Lineage: Eukaryota; Metazoa; Chordata; Actinopteri; Syngnathiformes; Syngnathidae. Bases 252 to 1001 code for a protein of 249 amino acids.